AAUCUGGACGAUCGGGAAGUCCGAGACACAAUGAUCCUGCCAAGAAUCCACCAGUGUACCUUGAAGAUAGUUUUUUAAAAUCUGGAGUGUUCAAUGUGUUGCAACUUGUGAGGGCAUCCAGAACAACUAUAACCCAGGGAACUGGUAUGAACUUCCCAAUUGGAGAACUUCUGAGCCAACCAUAUUACCAUGACAUGAACUCAGGUGUAAACCUACAUAGGUCACUAUCCUCUCCACCAAGCAGCAAAUGUUUCAGAAGUAUUUCUAUAGAUGAGAAUAUGGAACCAAGCCCAACAGGAGACUUUUAUCCUUCACCAAAUUCACCAGCUCCUGGGAAUCGGACAUGGCAUGAAAGAGAUCAAGAUAUGCCUUCUCUUACAAUGAAGAAACCUGAAAAGCCUUUUAGUCCUACAUCUCCCCAGGAUUCUUCACCAAGACUGAACACUUUUCCCCAGCACCACCAUCCAGGAGUCCCAGGAGUUGCACACAGUGGUGAGGGCUAUGGAGAAGGAUGA
Tinamus guttatus (white-throated tinamou) is the source of this 515-nucleotide messenger RNA. NCBI's taxonomy places the organism in Eukaryota, Metazoa, Chordata, Aves, Tinamiformes, Tinamidae. The record is from RefSeq and is a predicted model, not a curated record.